Cyprinus carpio (common carp) is the source of this 1334-nucleotide messenger RNA. RefSeq names its product palmitoyltransferase ZDHHC20-A-like. The record is from RefSeq and is a predicted model, not a curated record. Gene Ontology annotation, molecular function: protein-cysteine S-palmitoyltransferase activity. Lineage: Eukaryota; Metazoa; Chordata; Actinopteri; Cypriniformes; Cyprinidae. Gene Ontology annotation, cellular component: Golgi apparatus; endoplasmic reticulum. Gene Ontology annotation, biological process: peptidyl-L-cysteine S-palmitoylation; protein targeting to membrane; synaptic vesicle maturation.
CGGAUUAAAGAUGGCGCCCUCUCAUGUAGUCAAGUGCUGUCAGCGGGGCUUAUCCUGGAUACCUGUGAUUUUUAUCAACCUGGUCGUGUGCUGGUCCUACUACGCUUUACGUGGUGGAGCUCUGUAUAUACACAAUCUCCAACACGGAGGAGCAAGUUAUUUAUCUGUUAGUGUUUCACGUCUUUUUCUUCAUGUUCAUAUGGUCCUACUGGAAGACCAUCAUUUCCAAGCCUGCCAGCCCCUCAAAAGAGUUCUGUCUCCCUAAAGUGGACAAAGAGCUCUAUGAGAAAGAGGAGAAUCCAGAGGCCCAGCAGGAAAUCCUGAAGAGAGUGGCCAGAAAUUUACCCAUAUAUACACGCACAGGAUCUGGGGCUAUCCGGUACUGUGACUGCUGUCAGUUGAUCAAACCGGACAGAUGUCAUCACUGCUCCACCUGUGACAGAUGCGUGCUGAAAAUGGAUCACCACUGUCCAUGGGUUAAUAACUGUGUUGGAUUCUCCAACUAUAAAUUCUUUGUGCUGUUCCUGGUGUACUCUAUGCUGUACUGCGUCUACAUCGCUGCCACAGUUUUGCAGUACUUUAUCAAGUUCUGGACCCUUUGCAGACGGAGGGCUAUAGAGCAUUGCCCAGAGAAUCACCUGCCAGACACUCAUGCCAAGUUCCACGUGUUAUUCCUGUUCUUUGUGGCGGCCAUGUUCUUCAUCAGUAUCCUGUCACUCUUCAGCUACCACCUGUGGCUCGUGGGAAAAAACAGAACCACUAUAGAGGCGUUCAGGGCACCAGUGUUCAGAAAUGGCCCAGAUAAAAAUGGCUUCACUCUGGGCUUCCGCAAGAAUGUCACCCAGGUGUUCGGAGACCAGAAGAAGUAUUGGUGCUUGCCAAUUUACAGCAGUUUGGGCGAUGGCUACACAUUCCCUACCCGCCUAGUCAACGCUGACUCAGAGCAAGGCAAUGUUGAACACCAGGCUGUUAAAUGCACUGUUGAUGGACAGACAAACCCCAGACCUCUGAGUGAGUCACAGAACCAUCUCCUAGGCAACGAUAUGCACUCAGAGGAGCAGAAAGAAAGCAGCCCGACAAACAUCGAGGUGUGUCAACCUGUUUCAAUUACUAUAGUGAAUGAGUCCUAAUCAGGACUUUGGCAUGGCACCAGGAUUUCUUCUCAUUUAUGAGUACUGUUGUCAUGAGACCUCAUGUGAAAGAGCACACAACCCUCAAGAUAUCAUGCCUUAAGGUUAGCAGCAUUCUCUCAUAUGGAAAUGACCUGCAACGCAUUGCUGUGGUGGAUGUAUUUACCUGCGCUCAUAUCCGCACAAACUCUCAAGCUCUUCACA